AUGUUUCUAAAUGUUAUGGCCAAUGUACAGUGCAACCAAUUUUUUUUUUUUUUUGUUGUUCGGGGUACUGACAUUUUAGGAACAUUGCUACAUAUAUCAUUUUUCUCUUUUCUUUCUUUCCCCCCGCUCUUUUAUUCUCUUUUCUUUCUUUACCCCCGCUCUUUUAUUCUCUCCGCUUUCUUUCCCCCCGCUCUUUUAUUCUCUUUUCUUUCUUUCCCUCCGCUCUUUUAUUCUCUUUUCUUUCUUUCCCCCCGCUCUUUUAUUCUCUUUUCUUUCUUUCCCCCCCCGCUCUUUUAUUCUCUUUUCUUUUAUUCUUUCCCCCCCCUCUUUUAUUCACUCCGCUUUCAUUCCCCCCGCUCUUUUAUUCACUCCGCUUUCAUUCCCCCCGCUCUUUUAUUCUCUUUUCUUUCUUUCCCUCCGCUCUUUUAUUCUCUUUUUCUUUCCCCCGCUCUUUUAUUCUCUCCGAUUUCUUUCCCCCGCUCUUUUAUUCCCCAUGCCUACUUUCCCCCCCGCUUUUAUUCUCCCCUUUCUUUCCCCCCUCUCUUUCCCCCCCCUCUCGGCUUUCUUUCCCCCCUCUCGGCUUUCUUUCCCCCCUCUCGGCUUUCUUUCCCCCCCUCUCGGCUUUCUUUCACCCCUCUCUCAGCUUUCUUUCCCCCCUCUUUUAUUCUCUCCGCUUUCUUUCCCCCCCUCUCUUGGCUUUCUUUCCCCCCUCUCGGCUUUCUUUUCCCCCCUCUCUUUAUUUCUUUCCCCCCUCUCUUUUAUAGUCUCCGCUUUCUUUCCCCCCCCCUCUUUUAUAGUCUCCGCUUUCUUUCCCCCCUCUUUUAUUCUCUCCGCUUUCUUUCCCCCAAUCUUUUAUUCUCUUCGCUUUCUUUCCCCUCUUUUAUUCUCUCCCCCUUCUUUCCCCCCUCUCCUUUCUUUCCCCCCCUCUCCCUUUCUUUCCCCCCUCUCUUUAUAAUCUCCCUCUCGGCUUUCUUUCCCCCGCUCUUUUAUUCUCUCCCCCCCUUUUCUUUCCACCCUUUUUAUUCUCUCCCCUUUCUUUCCACCCCUCUUUUAUUCUCUUCCUUUUCUUUCCCCCCCCGCUUUUAUUCUCUUCUUUUCUUUCCCUACUACUCUUUUAUUCUCUCCCCUUUCUUUCCCCCCUCUCCCCCCUCUUUAUAUCUCCUCUUCUUUCCCCCUUUUUUAUUCUCUCCGUAUUCUUUCCACCCCACUCUUUAUUCUCUUCUUUUCCACCCCUUUUCCCCCCCACCCCCUCUUUUAUUCUCUUCGCUUUCUUUUCCCCCACUCUUUUAUUCUCUUCGCUUUCUUUCCCCACUACUCUUUUAUUCUCUCCGCUUUCUUUCCCCCUCUCUUUUAUAUAGUCUCCGCUUUCUUUCCCUCCUUUCUCUUUUUAUAGUCUCUGCUUUCUUUCCCCCUGCUCUUUUAUUCUCUCCGCUUUCUUUCCACCCCACUCUUUUAUUCUCUCCGCUUUCUUUCCCCCCUCUUUAUAGUCUCCGCUUUCUUUCCCCCGCUCUUUUUUCCACUCUCCGCUUUCUUUCCACCCCUCUUUUUAUUCUCUCCGCUUUCUUUCCACCCCACUCUUUUAUUCUCUCCGCUUUCUUUCCACCCCACUCUUUUAUUCUCUUCGCUUUCUUUCCACCCCACUCUUUUAUUCUCUUCGCUUUCUUUCCCCCCCACUCUUUUAUUCUCUUUGCUUUCUUUCCCCCUCUUUUAUUCCUUUUUCUUUCCCCCCUCUUUUUCUCUUUUUCUUUCCCCCCCUCCUCCCCCCUCUCCGCUUUCUUUCCCCCCCCUCUUUCUUUCCCCCCCUCUCGCUUUCUUUCCCCCUCUCGCUUUCUUCCCCCUCUUUUUAUACUCUCUUCCCCCCCCUGCUCUUUUAUAGUCUCAGCUCUCUUCCCCUGCUCUUUUAUAGUCUCAGCUCUCUUCCCCCCCUGCUCUUUUAUAGUCUCAGCUCUCUUUCCCCCCCUGCUCUUUUAUAGUCUCCACUCUCUUUCCCCCCGCUCUUCUGGUCACAUGUUGUAUGUUAGCUUCCCAUCUGUUGUACCCAAAUGGUCAGGUGGUAAGGUAAGUAUAGCAGUCCAAAUGCCACGCGUCUUUUUUUUUUUCUUGCGUCUCCCUAACCACGCGUCUCUCUUUUUCUUGCGUCUCCCUUUUUCUUGCGUCACCCUAACCACGCGUCUCUCUUUUUCCUGCGUCUCCCUAACCACGCGUCUCUCUUUUUUUUUUCGUCUCCCUAACCACGCGUCUCUCUUUUUUUUUGCGUCUCCCUAA
Acanthosepion pharaonis is the source of this 2265-nucleotide messenger RNA. The record is from the annotation of a GenBank genome assembly. NCBI's taxonomy places the organism in Eukaryota, Metazoa, Mollusca, Cephalopoda, Sepiida, Sepiidae.